AUGUGGCCGAUCCUCACGUUCUAUAUCCUGGCGCUUAGCACCAGUGUCGCUUCCUUUCAAUCUAAGCGCCAAAACUGGUAUGGUGUUAAGGAGGCUGACGCUGAGGCCGAUAUUGAAAAACGCCAACUACGUUGGUAUCAUAUCAAGGAGGCCGACGUUGAGGCCGAUAUCGAAAAACGCCAAACUUGGUAUGGUGUUAAGGAGGCCGACGCCGAGGCAGGGACCGAUACGGAAAGCGACGGGUCGAUUGAAAAGCGCAUGCAGCCACCAGAGGCUUAUGGCGUGGACCCUCGUAUCAUCCUCGGCGAGCCCCAUAUGAUCACAAGACGUGCACUUGCUCGCAGCCUACGCUCAACAAGCUCAGCUGAUAAGAGGUCAAUUUCUCUAGAGGAGCAUGAGGCAGAAGACCAAGCUUUAAAAGAUUGGGUUUACUCCCAGAUGCGCGAGAAUCCCCUAAGGGAGACUUCCGACCGUGGUCGAAAGUUGUUCGAGUAUGACCUUAUUCCUGCAGAUGAUCAGGUUGACCGUGACCAUGUGCCGAACCAUCUCAGGCUGCUAUUCGACAAUGCCAUUAACGAGCAGGCAAAGGUUACCUACCUCAAUCUAUACCUCCAGGUCACCGGUCGUCAGUUACGCGCUGCAACCGAACUCGGCUGGAAUAGUACUCAUUCCGUACCGACGCUGCUGGAAACGGAUGAAAUUGGUUACGGUUAUGCCCUAGCUAGUCAACACCAGCACCACUGUGCCAAUACCCUAGCUGAUGCCAUUGACCUUGGUCGAGACAAUAUCAACGACUUCUACCUUGUCCACGUCAUCCACUGCAUAUCACUGCUCAAGGUCUAUGCUGAACGGCUUUCAGAGGACCGCGAACCAAUCCGUACCCUGAGUGAUGCUGCCCGUGAACUACUGGAGCGGGGCUUCCGGAUGUCGGAUUGGGAAGAGGAUGAUGGCGCAAUCAUAAAGAACGGAAUGUUAGACAGGAACCCUCAAACAAGCGCCCUUGUGAGGAUAUUACGUGACACUGAAACAAGCACUCAGCGCGCAGGAUCGAAUGCAUGGAUUAUAGUGUUGAUUGUAGAGGCAGCACUGGCUAACCUUGCCUUGGGGUUUCUGAGCAUUCGUGCCUUAUUGGUUACUCGGCGUAGAGGGCCUCCUGCGUAUAUGGAGGUUUCUGGGAAGAUAGGCGAAGAAUCUAUCCCAUUCACGAACCAGUCCCAAGUGAAGUUCUAG
This is a messenger RNA of Xylaria bambusicola, 1230 nucleotides long. RefSeq lists its product as uncharacterized. NCBI's taxonomy places the organism in Eukaryota, Fungi, Ascomycota, Sordariomycetes, Xylariales, Xylariaceae. The transcript has 2 exons. Bases 1 to 1230 code for a protein of 409 amino acids. The record is from RefSeq and is a predicted model, not a curated record.